Fusarium venenatum is the source of this 1623-nucleotide messenger RNA. RefSeq lists its product as uncharacterized. NCBI's taxonomy places the organism in Eukaryota, Fungi, Ascomycota, Sordariomycetes, Hypocreales, Nectriaceae. Gene Ontology annotation, cellular component: nucleus. Gene Ontology annotation, biological process: mRNA splicing, via spliceosome. The record is from RefSeq and is a predicted model, not a curated record.
AUGAACAAUGAUCAGUUUCGCAAACUUAUAGCUGCAAACUCACAAAAAAGCUCCGCUAAAGAUGGCGCAUCCGCAUCAUCCUCCCCAGUUAGUGGAAAUGCGCUUGGUUCAAGACAAAGGUCAAGCAUCCCAAUGACACCACGCGCCGUAGCUGGUGCUCAAGCGGACUUUGCGCGACAACUUGCUGAGCGCAACAAUGCGAUUCGACCCCAGAGGAAAUUUAAGUCUUAUGAUCCCAAGGGUGUCAAACUUGCGUCAGGCUAUACCGAUCGAUCGAAGGAACGCGACGAAGAUACAGACGAUGAACGAGUAGAAAGACUCAAAGAACUCGAAAAGCAACUGAAAGAUGAGGAGAUCGACCAGGAGACAUUCGAAAAGCGACGAUUUGAAAUUGCAGGUGGAGAUCUAAGCAGCACACAUCUAGUCAAAGGUCUUGAUUUUAAGCUUUUAAGAAGAAUUCGAGAUGGAGAGGAUAUCUACGAGAAGAAGAAAGACGAGCCUGAGAAGGAGGCUGAACCUGAACCGGAAAUCGACAUUGACAAUGAGCUUGAACAACUAGAAGGAAAGGAAGUCGAGGUAACUGCUAAAGAAAAAGCCGAGACGAAGAAAAAAGGUAAACUGUCAACGGUAUCUCUAGCACCUGGGAAAAAGCGAACACGCGACCAAAUAUUGGCAGAAUUAAAGGCAGCACGAGAAGCGGCCAAAGCACAACAGGCAAACGCACUUGGUGAUCGGUUCAAGAAGGUCGGAAUCAAGCAAAAGGCCGGUUCACGAAUAGAGCGCGACCACAAAGGACGAGAAGUUUUAAUCAUCGUGGACGAAGAUGGACACGAGAAGAGGAAGGUUCGCAAAGUCCAGCCUGGUGCUGACGAAGACGAGAGCGACCAGAAUGGUCUUUUGAUGCCAGACAAGGAUGCAAAGCCUCUUGGCAUGGAAGUUCCGGAGCAGUACAAGAAAAUGGAAGAGGAGCCCGAAGAAGAUGAAGACAUGGACAUCUUUGACGGUGUAGGUGAUGAUUACGAUCCCUUAGCUGGCAUGGGUGGUUCAGACUCGGAUUCCGAUGAGGAGGAUGAUUCCAAGAAAGCGAAACAACAGAAAACCGACGAAGAGCCUACUGCAGAUACUUCGAUGCCACCACCACCGAGACCACAAGCACCUCGAAACUACUUCGAAGGUGCCAAGACGGGUCUUGUGUCAGAAGAAGAACGGAACAAGGCGCCAUCUAUGUCUGAUCCUGCAAUCAUGGCAGCGUUCAAGCGUGCGGCGGCUCUCAACCCGAUCAAGAUAGAGAAAGGCGGCGACGACGAAGACGACGAAGAGGAUGGCGAGGAUGAAGAAGCACGGAACGAGGCAAUGGAAGAACGGAAGAAGAGACUCAUGCAAAUGGCAGAUCGAGAUGACGAAGAUCUGGAUAUGGGCUUUGGUACAAGUCGUCUUGCUGACGAGGAAGACUUUGACGAGAGAAGAGUCAAGCUCUCGAAGUGGGGCGGAAAAGAUGACGAUGAUGAUGAAGGACAAUCAAAAGGUGGACCAAAACGAAAGCGAGGAGCAAAGAAGCGAAAGGGCGAUGUUAAUAAUGCUGCCGAUGUGUUGCGUGUGAUGGAAGCGCGCAAGAAAACAUAG